AUGAUGAAUGACACGGAUGAUGAGUCGGAUUUCAUGGAGCUGCCGCUGCGACAUAACGGAAGCAGACUGCUUGAUUCCGCGAAUGAUAACUUCUCUGAGUUGAACGAGGAUCUGGAUGGUAACUUACUACAUUCGGGAGAGAAGGACCAGAGCUCCAGCAGUCUAACUAAAAAGGUGAGAUUCGAGAGCAAUGAGGGUAAUGACUUCAAUGAACAGGCAACUAUCACAGAACACCAAGGUCUGGCUGCUAUGGACGGUGGCCCACACCAAGAGGAAGAGAGCAACGAAUUCAUUCUUCAUGCCCCGGGUCACAUAAGGUUAUCUGACCGGAACGGAAUAGAUAGCGACCUCAUGUUAGCAGAUCGGAGCCAGACAAGCUCGACUGUGAGCAAUAAGAUGGAUGUAGAAGAUCUGAUUAGAGCUGCAAGUGAAGUCAAUGAAUAUAUGUCACAGAAUUUAGACAAGAUCAAUAGUUUUAGAUCGGAACUGCUGAGCAGCACUGACUUCACCAGGGAUAAUAAAUUGAAGGAUCCUUCAAAUCAUUUAAAUGUGGAAAACACAUCUAUUUUGGCAAAUCCUGCUCAUAAUAUAUCAGGAUCGCUUUCUAAUUUUGAGUUAAGUGAUAAUGAAGACUCUGAACGGGACUCAGAUGAACUAAGAAAUUAUGUAAUGAAUCGAGAGAUCCUACUUUCCUCUUCAACAUCGCUCGGUUCUACAAGCGAUUUUGGCAGAAAGAGUUACAACAGCUCCACUUCGUUGUCAAAGUUAUUAAAUAAUAACAACUUUGAAGGUAGUCAACUGAACUUAAAUAGUGUACAGCAAGAGCUUCUGAAAACCCAACAAUUCAAUGACUCAAUCGACAUCGAUGUAGAUCAAGCAAUUACAGAGAUCAAGCAACGAAAACACAGCGACCACAGCGCUAGACAUGAACAUGAAGAAGUGAUGGAUUCUAGCACUGUACUGCUAUUAAAAUAUAUUGAUGAUGACAUCAAUUUUGAAGAUGUUACCAUCGAAAAAGCCCUUGAGAUAUACCAACAGAACUUAAGCCAAAUAAUGGAACUCUCUAAAUCAGCUGUAAGUAAGAGUGAUUUGACAGCUAACGAACAGAAUCCAGAAGAUCAUAACGAUAAUGAGGCUGAAAAGAGAGAUGAAGCAGAUAAUGAUGAAAGCUCAACCAAGAAAGGGGAUGAUAUCCGCGUCGAAGGGCCAUACGAGAUAGAAUCUCCAGCUGCCUUAAAUUUUACAAUGAAAAGCAAACCUUCUGUUUCCGCAGAAAUAUUUUUAGGUAGAAUUCAAAACAAAUGUGAGUUUGGUCCUAUUAUUUAUCUAGCUGCUGCAUAUCUGCUUCAAAUAUUAUUUUUGACAAGAGAUAAUCCAGACUCGAACAUCCGAGUACGACUGAAACUAAGGGAGAAUGAAAUACAUAGACUUAUUAUCUCGACAGUCCGUGUCUCAGCCAAACUUGUUGAAGAUUUUGUGCACUCACAUGAAUACUUUUCUAAAGUAUGCGGUGUCUCAAAAAAACUCCUGAGCAAGUUAGAAGUCUCACUGAUUAUGUGCAUUAAGAAUGAAAGAUUAAUGAUUACGAAACAAAAACUAACAGCAUCUCAAAAAAUAUUGGAUGAACUGCAAUCAGCAUUAUAG
Nakaseomyces glabratus is the source of this 1644-nucleotide messenger RNA. RefSeq names its product Pcl10p (gene PCL10). NCBI's taxonomy places the organism in Eukaryota, Fungi, Ascomycota, Saccharomycetes, Saccharomycetales, Saccharomycetaceae. Gene Ontology annotation, cellular component: nucleus; cyclin-dependent protein kinase holoenzyme complex. The record is from RefSeq and is a predicted model, not a curated record. Gene Ontology annotation, biological process: regulation of cyclin-dependent protein serine/threonine kinase activity. Gene Ontology annotation, molecular function: cyclin-dependent protein serine/threonine kinase regulator activity; protein kinase binding.